This is a messenger RNA of Ceratosolen solmsi marchali, 850 nucleotides long. It is a transcript of the gene cnir, whose product is annotated as cornichon-like protein. NCBI's taxonomy places the organism in Eukaryota, Metazoa, Arthropoda, Insecta, Hymenoptera, Agaonidae. Bases 75 to 545 code for a protein of 156 amino acids. The record is from RefSeq and is a predicted model, not a curated record. Gene Ontology annotation, biological process: vesicle-mediated transport. The transcript has 4 exons.
AAGAUAUAUAUUAAAAAAAGAUGCUACAUAAUUCAUAUCACGUAUAUUAAAAAAGAGUUAGGAAUUUGUGCAUUAUGAUCUUCGUAAUGGAGCAAUUACUUUUUGCAUUUGCUCUACUCGAUACCGGUUCCCUUUUAUUUCUUCUUGUGUACUUUAUAAUAACACUCUCAGAUUUAGAAUGUGAUUCUUUAAAUGCUAGACAAUGCUGUUCAAGAUUAAAUAGGUGGGUAAUUCCCAAGGUCAUAGCUCACACAUUUCUGUUAUUUCUACUACUUAUUAAUGGCCAAUGGAUGUUAACUCUUAUUAAUGCGCCAAUGACAAUGUGGCUCAUUUAUGAAGUUUUUAGUACUCCCCAAGGUAAUAUGGGUGUAUAUGAUCCAACAGAAAUACAUAAUCAUGGACAAUUAAAAAGGCAUACAAGAGAUUGCAUGAUAUACCUUGGUUACUAUUUAGUAUUGUUUUUUAUUUAUUUAUAUUGUUUGAUUGUAUCGCUCUUAAAAGGAGAUCCAAUAAAUCGACAUGAAGAUGAUAUGGUAGAAUUCUAAGCUUUACAUUAAAUUAUAUUUUAUAUAUUAAAUAUAAAUUAUCAUUAAUGCAUUAAGGAAUUUAUGAUGAAAUAUUGGAUUUGAAAGAUAUUAUAGUACAAGUUAUCACUUUAAAAUUUUGACACGAAUAAGGCUUUUAUAUUAUUGAGCAUUAUAUGCGUAAAAAUUAUUUCUGUAAUUAUUUUGUUUCUAGUCAAGCAUGCUUCUAUAAAUUGAUGGAAUUUCUAAUUUAACUAAUUUAAAUUAUUAAAUACAAACUGAAGCUAUUAUGAAGUUUUGUUAACUGUUAAAUUUAUAAAAAGAUA